This is a messenger RNA of Pezoporus occidentalis (night parrot), 1417 nucleotides long. RefSeq names its product interleukin 22 receptor subunit alpha 2 (gene IL22RA2). The coding region runs from base 289 to 1056 and encodes 255 amino acids. Gene Ontology annotation, cellular component: plasma membrane. Lineage: Eukaryota; Metazoa; Chordata; Aves; Psittaciformes; Psittacidae. Gene Ontology annotation, molecular function: cytokine receptor activity; protein binding. The record is from RefSeq and is a predicted model, not a curated record. The transcript is spliced from 6 exons. Gene Ontology annotation, biological process: cytokine-mediated signaling pathway.
AUGGCAAGCAAGCAAUCUUGUGUGACAAAUUUACAGGAUAAAGUAAUAUUGCCAGACAUCAUUUGGGAAUUAGUGUCUAAAAAUGAAAAGGACCUUUUCCAUGCUGGUUUUCUUCAUAAUUAGUUCCAAACUUCAGAGUGACCACAGCUGCCAAGCAAGACCAAUUGCAGAUGCUUUAUUUAGAGUAACUCAUAUGUUUCUCAGCUAAAUUAAAAGAAAGCAAACCAGGCAUUUUGGGAACUGCUGAAAGGGGAACUGGAAUGUUUAAUGAUUACUUCCUCAUAAGCCAUGCCCACAAGAGAGAUGCUCUUUAUUCAUGGAGCUGCUCUCCUGAGGAUGAGAGGGAUCAUGCUUUCCUCCCUCUGCUUACUGAUGCACCUGCUUCAGGAGAACAUAGCUACAAUUUUAGUUUUGGAAAACCAAGACCUGCAAGAUUCAAUUAAGCCGCAGAAGGUAGAGUUUCAUUCAUUAAACUUCAACAACACUUUGCAUUGGCAGCCUGGGAGGGCCAGAGAUGCAAGAGACACAGUCUACUUUGUGCAGUAUAAAGUGUAUGGGCAGAGCACAUGGCAAAACAAAGCUGACUGCUGGGGGAUUCAAAACCGUGUCUGUGACCUAACAAAUGAGACCUCUGACAUCCAAGAGCCUUACUAUGGCAGAGUGAAAGCUGCAUUGGCUGGCAUUUAUUCCAACUGGAGCCUCAGCUGCAGAUUCACUCCCUGGAGAGAAACUGUGAUAGGACCUCCGACGAUAGCUGUGGCUCAUAGCAGCAAAUCCAUAAUACUAAAGCUCCAGGCUCCACGUUCUCCUUAUAAAAGGAAGAGAGGCAGCAAGAUACCAAUGACAAAUUAUUAUGAUCUGUUAUAUCAAGUCUUUGUAAUUAACAACUUGAUAGACAAGCAACACAAGGUCCUGGUGUAUGAAGGAAAACACAGGAUCAUUAAAAUAGAAGAUUUGAGGCCUGGAGUCAGCUACUGCAUCAUGGCUAAAACAUACGUGCCAAUGCUGGACCGCAGCAGUGCCUACAGCAGCAAGCAGUGCACCAUGCUGCAGUGACAAGAUUAACACCUCUGCGACAGAUACAAGGGUAACAGCAGAAGAUGCCUCCCAUCACAGAUCCAGCUGUAAAUCAACAUCUUUAGUCCAUGCCUGGAAUACGUACUCGGUUCCUUUUUAAAUUAACCUUUGUUGCAUUAAAGGAUUUGAUCAUCACAAUCAUUUUAUGCUACAAAAAGGCGCAGGUUUUUUGUAUGCCCUAUAUUACAAUUUACAUAGUAUACAUUUGUAUUUACCAAGGAAACAGUCUUGCAAUAUUUUAAAAAAUAUGGAAAAAGCAGUUGUGAAAGUAUUCUGAAGAUUGUUCCUAGGGAUUUUCUGUUCUAAGCCUUGGAAUCAAAAUACAAUUUAUAAAAUACAA